AGGUCUCGGUUAAGCUAAAGAAACGGUGAUGCUCACUCAGACGCUUCAGCUCUCCAAACAGCUGGCACGGUGCAGCAGACAUUUUCUGCUCAAGUCUUCCUCUCAAGAGUUCUGGUUGGUUAGACGAUCAGGCUGGAGGGAGGCCUGGGGUCCAGUCUGCUGAGGAGGAUUUCUUCCAGGAAGUCUCAUCAGCGAAACAAUAGUCCUCAACACAGAGAGGCCAAUGAAAUGGGGGGAAGCGGAGAUGACAGCGGCCCAGGCAGGCUGAGCCGCAGACUGUCUCGCCUGGGCAGCAGGCAUCAGUCCAGGGAUCAACCGAGACCUCCAGCUCAGCCAGAGAGACCUCUUGCUCCAGCUGACAGACCUGUUCAGCAAGAUGACAGGCCUUCUCCACCAGCCCCUGCUCCACCUCCUGCUCCAGCUCCAGCGGCGGCUCCUGCUCCUCUCGUCCCACCCAUGGAGAUACCACCUAAACGCCCAGACAAAGCAACAAAGCCCAAACUUCCCCCACGGCCGCUGUCCAAAGUGUUCAGUAGCACUGAGCAUGGAGCAGCUGUGUUGCAGGGCUUUGAUACCUUUCGGGCAGAUGAGACUCUCUGUGAUGUUGUCUUGGUUCCAGGGGACAGCAAGGAAACUUUCCCAGUCCACAGAGUUAUCAUGGCUUCAUCCAGUGACUAUUUCAAGGCAAUGUUCACAGGAGGCAUGAGGGAGCAAGAGAUGAGAGAGAUCAAGCUGCAUGGGGUCACUAAGUCGGGCUUAAAGAACAUUAUAGACUUCAUUUACACAUCCAAAGUCAGCCUCGACAUGGGUAAUCUCCAGGACACACUGGAGGCUGCAAACUUCUUGCAGGUCAUGCCUGUGCUGAGCUUCUGUAAUCAGCUUCUGAGCAGCGAGAUUACUAUUGAUAACUGUGUGGAAGUCGAGCGCAUCGCAACAGACUUGCUUCUGGAGGACGUUCAACAGAAUAUAGGUGAGUUUGUGAGUCAGAAUCUCUCAGCUUUGGUGGAGUGUGGUCGUUACCUCCAGCUCUCUGAGACCAGCAUGGCCAACGCUCUGGCCAGCAACACACUGAAAGGUUUCUCUGAACUGGAGCUCUACCACAUCGCCAGAGGAUGGCUGGACCAUGAUCCCCCUACACGUCGCUCAUCUGUCUACGCCUUAAUGCGCCAUAUUCGCUUCCCGCUGAUGAGCCCCAGUGAGCUGAUUCAGAUCUCCCAGGAUGAUGAAGAAGGAGGCGACUCCAUGAUGCGCUCUGAGACGGCCUGCGUCAACCUCCUGCUGGAGGCCAGCAACUACCAGAUGAUGCCCUUUAUGCAGCCCGCUAUGCAAACUGAGCGGACACAAAUACGCUCAAACUCCACUCACAUUCUGGCACUGGGCGGUGUGAUGCGGCAGCAGCUGGUGGUGAGCCGGGAGCUGAGGCUGUAUGACGAAAACACUGGCCACUGGAGGGCCCUGAAGCCGAUGGAGGCACCACGCUACCAGCAUGGUGUGGCUCUUUUAGGCGGCUUCCUCUUCAUUGUUGGAGGCCAGAGCACAUAUGACACCAAGGGUAAGACGGCCAUAGACAGCGCCUACCGCUAUGACCCACGUUUUGACAAGUGGCUUCAGAUUGCUUCACUCAACGAGAAGAGGACCUUCUUCCACCUCAGUGCUCUGAAGGGGAAACUGUUUGCAGUGGGAGGACGUAAUGCCUCAGGAGAGAUUGACACGGUGGAGUGUUACAACCUUAAGAAAAAUGAGUGGACUUUUGUGACCAGUAUGGUGGAGCCUCACUAUGGACAUGCUGGGACAGUUCACGGGGACCUCAUGUACAUCUCAGGUGGCAUCACCCGUGACACCUUCCAGAAGGAGCUUUGGUGUUAUGAUCCUGCAGCCGACACAUGGAGUCGACGUGCCGACAUGACAGAGCUCCGCGGCCUGCACUGCAUGUGCACUGUUGGAGAUAGACUCUAUGUCAUGGGUGGGAAUCACUUCAGAGGCAGCAGUGACUACGACGACGUCCUGGGCUGUGAAUACUACAGCCCCGACACAGACCAGUGGACGGUGGUGGCGCCCAUGCCUCGGGGCCAGAGUGACGUGGGUGUGACUGUGUUUAACGGGCAGAUCUACGUUGUGGGAGGUUACUCCUGGAACAGCAGAUGCAUGGUUGACAUUGUGCAGCGGUAUGAUCCAGAGCAGGAUGUAUGGGACAGAGUUUUCAAUGUGCUGGAGCCUCUGGGGGGGAUCCGUGCCUGUACGAUGACGGUUCAUCUGCCCGAGGGGUCGGUGGAUGAGGCUCAGAUACAGGAGUGCCCGCUGCCCACAGCAAAAGGCUGUGAGCAGCUUUUCACUGCCAACAGACAGGGGAGUUUCUGACCUCCGCCACUCUCAGACCAGAGUUGAUAAGACGGGGAAUUUACCAGCAUGAUGUGCCAAAAAGAGGGCUAAACAGGAAAUAGUGUGGGUUGCAAACACAAGUUGCAGGUGCAACCAUGGCUAGCUAGCUAACAUUAGCAUGUCCUUGCAUUACUGUGAGCCAUACUGCUUUUGCUCUGUCACUCUACACUUACAGUGUAUAACAGGAAGCAUGCAUGUAUCACUGCUUCACAGGUCAAAGUUAAAUCAAAUCCAUCUGUUCACUGAAAUGAAAGGAGAGUGAUUUUUGGAGUAAUCACAACUUUAGACACUGUCAUGGAAAUAAUGUGGUUAAAUGAUAAAGCUGGCAUUUUAUCUUUUCAUUAUUCUCAUAAACAUGUAAGAGCUUUUCUGUGACGCACAAGCUGAAAAGAAUAAACUGAACUCUGCGUGUCUCUGUGAGGGAAUUCGUCACACAGAAGCCGCAGUGUGGUUUGUUUAUGAGUUAAUGAAGUUUCUGGAUGAUAAUGGAGUUUUGUGGCUCCAAGUCAUAAGAUGUCAGCUAGACUACAAAGACAGUACGUCUUUAUCACAAGUUGAAACUUGCUCUCCCUCUGUUAAUAAAGUAACUAACACAGAACAUUUUCAUAAUAAAACUAGGUGAGCUCAGCCAAUUUAAGUCCAAGAGACAUGUUUAUAUCACCUCAACAAAUAGUUAAUACAGCCCUCAAUUUACAGGUUUGUUGUAUGAAUCAGGUGAUUCCUACUGGUACUCAAAUAUUUGUACAGUUGCAAAAAAAAGAACAAGUGAGGAACAAGUAUUUUUUAUAAAUGUGGGGUACAGUGCUGAGUAACAAAACUAAACUGAAGUGAAGAAACCCUAUUGUUAUUGUGUUAUUGUGGAAUUAUAAAUAUUAUGUAACAAACCACAUAGCUUGUAGUUUCACUCACUAACAAACAUUAUUACAGUGUGUAGGAGAAAAUACAAAAUAAGCUCAAUUACUCCUAUAUUAUAGUGACUUAUUAUCAUGUCUUCUACUUCAGUGUAUCAUUGUAUGUACAAAAUACUUAAUAAUUUACUUCUCAUUUCCUCUAAAAUGCCCAGUUGUCCACUGUACCUACCUUUAAACACCAGCAGGAAUCAGUCAGUAUUUUAUUGGUAAUUGAUUCAUGCAACAAAUUGAUGUAGAUCACAGGCUGUAUUAUAACAUGAUGCCAACAAAACAGUUUUCAUACCUAAAGACUACAUUGAUUCCCUAAAACAUGAAUGUAAAGCCUGACUUCCCUUAAUGCCCUCCAUAAAGCCUGUGGUUGGUUUGAUACUGAUUCAUUAAAAUGUAAAUGAGGACAACCAAGGAGAAGCCUGUGGAUUUAACUGCUGUACCAUGUUGCUAUAACACAAGCCCAGUCACUUGCUGUCAAGACAUAAUUUGUUAUGUUUUGUAUAUUUAUAUUGAUAUGCAGUGCUUUAAGAUGAAAAUAAAAUGUUUAUUAUGCUCUUCA
This is a messenger RNA of Lates calcarifer (barramundi perch), 3840 nucleotides long. Its product is annotated as kelch-like protein 9. The coding region runs from base 229 to 2358 and encodes 709 amino acids. Gene Ontology annotation, biological process: protein ubiquitination; regulation of cytokinesis. The record is from RefSeq and is a predicted model, not a curated record. Gene Ontology annotation, molecular function: ubiquitin-protein transferase activity; cullin family protein binding. The transcript has 11 exons. Lineage: Eukaryota; Metazoa; Chordata; Actinopteri; Centropomidae. Gene Ontology annotation, cellular component: Cul3-RING ubiquitin ligase complex.